UGGGCCUCCCAACUCCCGAAGUGAAUACUGAGACCGCAAAUGUGUCCAGAGACAUCCUAACGAGGCCGAGGGGCUGGGGAGCCUUAGGGCGCCCAGAAGGAGACCCCUGAAGCCAACUCGGAACCAGAGGGAUUUGCCUGGUAUUUGAGUGUCCUCCAAUUCUUCCCCACCUAAAUCCCUGUUGCUAUGGAGACCACCAAUGGGACUGAGACCUGGUAUCACAGUCUGCACGCUGUUCUGAAGGCUCUAAAUGCCACUCUUCACAGCAACUUGCUCUGCCGGACAGGGCCAGACAACCUGACGGAGGAGCAGCGGGCUAACCUUCCUGGCCGCAAUGACAACUCCUACAUGUAUAUUCUCUUUGUCAUGUUCCUAUUUGCUGCCACUGUGGGCAGUCUCAUCCUGGGAUACACCCGCUCCCGCAAAGUGGACAAGCGCAGUGACCCCUACCACGUGUACAUCAAGAACCGUGUGACUAUGAUCUGAUGUUAGGAACUGGGGUGGCUGAAGAUCAAGACAGCUGAGGAUUGUCUUCUAGGGCCUCCAGAACUCAGCCAUGGAUCACAUCAGACCUCUGUUCCUUUCUGUAAGAUCAACAAGAAACAGG
Molecule: messenger RNA, 607 nt
Organism: Eptesicus fuscus (big brown bat)
Lineage: Eukaryota; Metazoa; Chordata; Mammalia; Chiroptera; Vespertilionidae
Gene: KCNE3
Product: potassium voltage-gated channel subfamily E regulatory subunit 3
Exons: 2
Coding region: 187-486 (99 amino acids)
Biological process (GO): membrane repolarization during action potential; negative regulation of delayed rectifier potassium channel activity; regulation of heart rate by cardiac conduction
Cellular component (GO): membrane
Molecular function (GO): potassium channel regulator activity; voltage-gated potassium channel activity involved in ventricular cardiac muscle cell action potential repolarization; transmembrane transporter binding
Source: RefSeq, a predicted model, not a curated record